GUUGUUCGCCGUAUUAAAUAUAAGGCCGUUGCAUAUCCAUGCCUUUUAUCUUGCAAAAAGGCUCCAACUCUUUCAGCUUUAUCGUUCUCAACUAGCUCUGUCUCUUUAUCAUGGCUCAAACAACUCCGAACCAUACCCAGACGGUGGCUGGCUGGGCUGCUCAUGAUUCGUCCGGCAAGAUUACACCUUACACAUUCAAGCGAAGAGAGAACGGCGUCGAAGAUGUGACCAUAAAGAUUAUGUAUUGUGGGAUCUGCCAUACCGAUCUUCAUCAUGUGAGAAACGACUGGGGCAUCACCAUGUAUCCUGUUGUUCCUGGGCAUGAAAUUACUGGGGUGGUUACGAAGGUUGGAAGCAACGUAAAGAAUUUCAAGGUAGGAGAUAAGGUGGGGGUUGGAUGCUUGGCAGCAUCUUGUUUGAAGUGUGAGUUCUGCAAAAGCUCGCAAGAGAACUACUGUGAUCAGCUCCAAUUCGUGUAUAAUGGCAUCUUCUGGGAUGGCAGUAUCACUUAUGGCGGCUACUCUGAAAUAUUGGUCGCAGAUCACAGGUACGUGGUGCACCUACCAGAGAAUUUGUCAAUGGCUUCUGUAGCGCCACUCUUGUGUGCGGGAAUAACAGUGUUCACUCCUUUGAAAGACAGCAAUUUGAUAGAGUCACCGGGGAAGAAGAUCGGAGUGGUUGGUCUUGGGGGUCUUGGACAUGUGGCAAUCAAAUUUGGGAAGGCAUUUGGUCAUCAUGUAACAGUCAUCAGCACAUCUCCAUCAAAGGAAAAAGAAGCUAGAGACCUUUUGGAUGCAGAUGACUUCAUCAUCAGCACCAAUGAAGAACAAAUGAAGGCAGGCAGGAGAACCCUGGAUUUUAUACUGGACACAGUUGCGGCGAAGCACUCUCUUGGCCCAAUCUUAGAAUUGCUCAAGGUGAAUGGAACAUUAUCGUUUGUGGGUGCACCCGACAAGCCCGUUGAACUUCCUGCUUUUCCCUUGAUUUUCGGCAAGAGAACUGUGAAGGGUAGCAUAAUAGGGGGAAUUAAAGAGACACAGGAGAUGAUGGAUCUGUGUGGCAAAUACAACAUCACAUGCAACAUUGAAGUCAUAAAACCAGACCAAAUUAACGAAGCCCUUGAUCGCCUUGCAAGAAACGAUGUCAGAUACCGCUUUGUAAUCGACAUUGCCGGGAGUUUAUCCAAUAUUCCUUAAAGCCAUGGAAGCUGAGCUCGUUUGGCUGGCUCUCCACAACAUGUUUCAUGCUUUCCCAGAAAGUUGAUUGUUCCAAUCUGUAAGACUAUAAGCUUCGUUCAUCCCAAUAAAGGCAAAACUGCUCAUGCUUUUGUUGAAAUAAAUUUCGGGACCUAGUUGAAUGAUUUCUUAUAUAAGACCUUAUCUGUGCUGUAUUUCUAUGUGGAAAUCCAAGAGUAAAAGCAAAGAUCCUGGGCAAA
Molecule: messenger RNA, 1435 nt
Organism: Mangifera indica (mango)
Lineage: Eukaryota; Viridiplantae; Streptophyta; Magnoliopsida; Sapindales; Anacardiaceae
Product: probable cinnamyl alcohol dehydrogenase 6
Exons: 6
Coding region: 111-1196 (361 amino acids)
Biological process (GO): lignin biosynthetic process
Molecular function (GO): cinnamyl-alcohol dehydrogenase activity; zinc ion binding
Source: RefSeq, a predicted model, not a curated record